This is a messenger RNA of Mytilinidion resinicola, 818 nucleotides long. RefSeq lists its product as uncharacterized. The record is from RefSeq and is a predicted model, not a curated record. Lineage: Eukaryota; Fungi; Ascomycota; Dothideomycetes; Mytilinidiales; Mytilinidiaceae. The transcript has a single exon. Bases 106 to 609 code for a protein of 167 amino acids.
GUGCAUAAUUGGCACAUAAGCUCGCCAGGACGAUCCCUUUUACAACCUCCCUGAAUUGCGGUCGGGUCGCGCGCUCCACCUCCUUCAUCCCGGGUGCAUGUGAGCAUGACGGGCCCUUCAGAUGACCGAUCCAGAACGGCCUCCUCCGAAAGCCAUAUCUUCUCGCCAAUUGAUAUCGGAAAGUCUCGACAACAGCACCGCCAGCUGCCAGGUCACGAUGCCCCCCUCCAAUUUGAAUCAUCUGCUCGCCGUGCCGCAUCCAUGACUAUAUCAUGGUGCAGCAAGUCGAGGACCCCCUCUGUUUGGCAGCAUCCAUGCACGACACCAGAUCUGCACGUCGCCCGGGCCGCACAUGACUGGAUCUCCCCGAUAGGCCAAUGCUCGCCUGUUUGCCCUGUGCCGGCGCCUUGCUCGCCCUCAACCCGGCCGCCUGCCGCUGCCCGCGGGGAGUCCCUGCGUCGUGAAGCAGCCCGCAGCCUCUCUCCGCCUCUCAUCCAACUCUGCAGCUCGUCUGCCCUGUUUCGAAUCUUGUCGACGGCGAUGCAGACGCAGUUGCUGCCCCGGUCCUGCAAUCACAGCAUGGGCCACGUCGUCAAUGGCGUCUGCUGAGACGAGACGACGGCGCCACACGUCAGACGUCGAAGGAGUGUUCGACGCCAGGGCCAGGUGUUGAGGUGUGAGAGGUCGGUGCGGCACCAAUGGUAGUGUGCUUUCUGGAACGCUGCACAGUGCGUCCUUUGUCAGUGGCACAGCACAGAGUAGGGAGUGGUUGUACAACACAUUCCUGGAUAAAGGGAGAUCGUGUCGCCUCACGAACU